This is a messenger RNA of Carlito syrichta (Philippine tarsier), 1323 nucleotides long. RefSeq names its product antizyme inhibitor 2-like. Lineage: Eukaryota; Metazoa; Chordata; Mammalia; Primates; Tarsiidae. Bases 1 to 1323 code for a protein of 440 amino acids. Gene Ontology annotation, cellular component: cytoplasm. Gene Ontology annotation, molecular function: ornithine decarboxylase activity. The transcript is spliced from 9 exons. The record is from RefSeq and is a predicted model, not a curated record.
AUGCCAGGACGGUGCCCUGUGGAGGGCUCGGCUGGAGUUUCUGGGUUGAGCGCCCCCCUCAGGAACCUGAGGGAGAGUCUGGGACCCCCUGGAAGCCCAUGGCAAAAGGAGCUUAUCACCUUGGGCCCGGGGGAAUCUGCCUGGCAGGUGGUCCUGAAGAAGAUCCAGGAGCUUUCUAAUUCGGACCACCAAGAUCCCUUCAUGGUGGCUGACCUGGGCAUGCUGGCCAGCCGCCAUCGGGCCUUCUGCCAGGCCCUGCCACGGGUCUCACCCUUCUAUGCGGUAAAGUGCAACAGCAGCCCCUGGAUCCUGCGCGUCCUGGCUGCCCUGGGCACCGGCUUCGACUGUGCCAGCCAGGUGGAGCUGGAGCAGGUUCUGGGCCUGGGCGUGGCCCCCUCACGCAUCAUCUACGCCAACCCCUGCAAGCCCUCAUCUCACCUCCGGUUUGCUGCCCAUCACGGGGUGCAGCUCCUGACCUUUGACAGUGAGGAGGAGCUGACCAAGGUGGCCCAGCACCACCCCAGGGCCAGGCUGGUCCUCCGGCUGUGGACCCAGGACAGCCAGAGCUCCUUCCCCCUGAGCGCCAAGUUUGGGGCCAGGCUGGAGGUGUGUGGGCACCUGCUCACAUUUGCCAAAGACCUGGGAUUGGCUGUGGUUGGAGCCAGUUUCCACGUAGGCUCUGACUGCCAGACUCCCCAGACCUACACGCAGGCCAUCGCUGACUGCCAGCGUGUGUUUGAGAUGGGCCGCAGGGCAGGGCAUGACAUGAGCCUCCUGGACAUCGGAGGGGGCUUCCCUGGAGCAGAGGGCUCUGGGCCCAAGUUUGAGGAGUUGGCGAGAGUGAUCAAUGCUGCCCUGGCCCAGGACUUCCCCGAGGAGAGUGGGAUUGAGGUCAUCGCGGAGCCUGGCCGCUUCUAUGUGCAGUCUGUCUGCACUGCUGCUGUCAACAUCAUUGCCAAGAAGGCAGUGCUGGAACCUGGAGGUGGCAGGAAGCUGAAGUAUUAUCUCAGCGAUGGCCACUAUGGCUCCUUCCGCCUCUUCCUUCGAGAGCCUGUUCGCAAGAUGCCCAUCGUGGUAAAGGAGUUCUGCUCGGAGCUGCCCCUCUUCCCCUGCACCCUCUAUGGCCCCACGUGUGAUGCCUUUGACAGAUUCUACUUGGAGGAGGUGUGGUUGCCUGAGCUGGACGUGGGCGACUGGCUGAUCUUCCCCUCUAUGGGCACCUACGCAUCCUCCAUGACCUCCAGCUUCAAUGGCUUCCUGCCUGCUGCCAUCAGCUAUGCCAUGGAUCCCGAGCUCAGGAGCCUUCUGGAGACGGUGCCUUAA